Rubroshorea leprosula is the source of this 1114-nucleotide messenger RNA. Lineage: Eukaryota; Viridiplantae; Streptophyta; Magnoliopsida; Malvales; Dipterocarpaceae. The record is from the annotation of a GenBank genome assembly.
CACCACCCCCACCUCCGUUGCUGCCAUUCAAUGGCGAAGGAGGCCGCCGGCUUGGCUACAGAUUUCCAGGCGGUACCUCUCGACCCUCUGGUCACCAGAAUUGAAAGAUCCCUGGAGGAAAGAGGAUUAGUCGGCAUCAAAAACCCCGUUAACCAGGAAAACAUUUCUUACCUUUCCGAUGUUGUCGAUGCAUCGGAGUAUUUCAGCGACGGAGGGAGUUUGAACAUUACCAAGAGGUUGAUCACUCUAUUUCCUCUGUUGGACAUCUCACCGGCCGAUAGGGUCGUUAGCUUCGAGGAGCUGGAGACCUGGAACAUCAAACAAGCGCAGGAUCGGUUGAGUUACAGAACGCAUGCAGAGAUGGUGUCGCGUGACGAAAAUGGGGAUGGGGCCAUCAGCUUCAACGAGUAUCUGCCUCAGUUUACCAAGAAUGAUACGGUGAUAACUGAACUUAGAAUGGGGCAUGGAGAGGCUGGCUGGUGGAUAAAGCAAUUCGACAAUGCAGGUGCUGAUUGGAGUGGUUCUCUCAGUGUGGAUGAAUUUAAUAAUUUUUUGCUUCCAGAAGACAGUAACAAUGAAAGAAUUCAUAAAUGGGAUGAAGUACUAAGAAUGGAUUACGACCAUGAUAUGAAACUCAACUUCAAAGAAUUUCUAGAUCAUGUCUAUGACAUUUACAAAAACUACAUUGCAUUUGAAGCUGGCGGAUAUGUACCCACCGCCGAAGAGAAAUUUGCCGAAGUUGAUCUCGGCAAGGACAAGUUCUUGGAGGUGGAGGAGCUGAAACCUAUGCUUCGGUAUCUUUACCCUGGAGAGUUAUCUUAUGCCAAGUACUACACAAGUUAUUUGAUUCACGAGGCUGAUGAUAACGAAGAUGGUAAGUUGUCAAUGGCUGAGAUGCUAAAUCAUGAAAAUCUUUUCUACAACACCCUCUACGAUGAUGGAUCAGAAGAUUACGAAGAUCUCCAUGAUGAACUCUAACUUUUAUCAAAUGUUCAAUUGGACAAUUGGACUUGUUUCUGUAGCCGGAAUGGUUUGAGUUUCCCGUGUUUUGCCCUGUUUUUUUCUCAAUUUUUUUAGAAGCACAAGAGAGAAGAAAUAGAUGUUAGUCUUUUUU